CCUUGAAACCGCAUCUCGCGGUGAGGACCAAUAGCACAUCUUCAUAUCAGCAUCCAUUCCACAGUUGCCUACCAUCGGCUGCGCACCAGAGACUGGCGAUACCCAGAAUAUGUCAAGGCGUGCGGAUGCUCUUGCUUGAUUAAUGCCUUUUCUUUCCUUGGAUUGUACGGUGUUAUGCUUUUUUCUGCAUUUUCCAAGAUGGUUUAUGAGGUUUCCCCUUGAUGUGUACAAUAUCAAAUGAAUUGGCUGCUACUGUUGAGGAAGCCAUCACUGCAGUGCCAUUAUUUUUUCAUUUACUGGAGGACAAAUAUCACACUGCACUAUUGACCCAGCUGAGAAGGAGAGCCAAGUGCACAGAGAGAAUCUGCUUAGAUCAACUCCUGAUCCAUCCAGCACGUACCUUCCUAUCAGGACCUACCGUGGCAUUAGAUGCCUGAGAGUAACUGACGCUUGUAGCCAGGGUCUCCAAGCUCAGAAGCAUUGAGAUCCUCAGGACCUCCCCUCCAUUCUCUCUGGUCGGUCAUCCACUAACCCAGAGAGGCUAACUCCCCUGGAUUUUGCUACUCAGUCACCAUGGGAACCGUGCUGUCUCUCUCGCCCAGCUACAGGAAGGCGGCCCUCUUCGAAGAUGGGCCAGCCACAGUGGGCCACUACACGGCCAUUCAGAACAGCAAGAACGCCAAAGACAAGAACCUGAAGCGUCACUCGCUCAUCAAUGUUCUGCCAUGGAAGCGGAUCGUGGCUGUGUCGGCCAAGAAAAAAAGCUCCAAGAAGGUGCAGCCCAACGCCACAUACCAGAACAAUGUGACCCAUCUCAACAACGAGAACCUGAAGAAGUCUCAGUCCUGUGCCAACCUGUCCACUUUCACACAGGACCAGAGCACCCCUGCCCUCGUCAAGAGCUCCAACGCCGCCUCGUCAGUCAAGAAGGCCCCACUGACCAACUCUAAUACAGCCCCAGGUACGCCCAAGAGGGUGAUCGUCCAGGCCUCCACCAGCGAGCUCCUGCGCUGCCUGGGUGAGUUCCUGUGCCGGCGCUGCUACAGACUGAAGCACCUGCCCCCCACUGACCCGGUGCUGUGGCUGCGGAGCGUGGACCGCUCGCUGCUCCUUCAGGGUUGGCAAGAUCAGGGGUUCAUCACCCCGGCCAACGUGGUGUUUGUCUACAUGUUGUGCCGCGACGUGGUCUCCUCCGAGGUGGCCAACGAGCACGAGUUGCAGGCCGUGCUGCUCACCUGCCUCUACCUGUCCUACUCAUACAUGGGCAAUGAAAUCUCCUACCCGCUCAAGCCCUUCCUGGUGGAGAGCUCCAAGGAGACCUUCUGGGACCGCUGCCUGUCCAUCAUCAACCUGAUGAGCGCUAAGAUGCUCCAGAUCAACUCGGACCCGCACUAUUUCACUCAGGUGUUUGCCGACCUGAAGAGCGAAAGCCAGAAGGAGGAGGAGAGGAGCCGCUUGCUCAUCGGUCUGGACCGGUGAGGGGCCCGGGGCUCAGGGGAGGAGAGGGAAACCAGGGGAGGGGAGGGAAACCAGGAGAGGGGAGGGGCCUACUCCAGUCUGGUAUUUCAAAAUGGGGGGAGGGGGAUUGGUUGAGGGAGUAGGAAGAGGGGAGUGGGGAAGUUUUGGGGAGUGGGGAAGAUUCAUUUUUAGGGUUAAUUUGGCUCAGAUAUUCCCCAAAAGUUUUAGAUUAUAAGCAUGUUUGAGAGCUAACAGUACAACAGUUCACUGAAAGAGGGGCAUAGGAAUGCAGUUUGAUGAAAAAAACUAAAACAUUUUAUGGUAAAAAUCCUAUUUAUCUCAAGUUUUCUUAAGACCAAACUAAUAUUUUUCGAAGGAAAGAGAAUUGCAUUUUCACUUCACUUUUGACACCUAAACAAAAAUGCCAGACUCGGGUACAUCCUCUGCUUACGUACAUAUAUAAAUACAUUGAAAAAUACAAAACCGACAAUGAAAAAACAAACAAUAGAAAAGGAACACAAAUCUACAGCUAUGAAUGUGGAAAGGACUGAGGCUGCAGCACCCUACCAGCCACCUGCUGUUUGUUCUGACUGUCUGAGAUGCACUGCCUACCACGGGAUGGUAAAGGGCCCUUGCGUGACUGGGCUAGUGUUCACAUCAACAGACAAGCUGCAACGCUGGCUCUUUAGACUGUGAAGUGAAAACCCAUGUACCCCCACUGCAAGGAAGGAUAUGGACUGGACAGUUCUGCUGCAGUGCAAACAGUAUCUGAUCUGAAUGGAAAAGUGGGGGCACCGAUGCUGGAUUCAUGUUGUUGUGGGUUUAUUGUUUGUGACUUGGCGAGAGGGGUUUGGUGGAGAAAGAUUGUUUCAGAAGGACUUGACAACAGGCCUGAAUUGCAUUGUGGGAUUUUUCUUUACAACAAGACAAUAGGACAUGAGGAAAUACAACAUAAGACACAAGGCUUGAUGGUCACACUACGUGUUAAGAAAGACAUACUUUACUUUCAUCUCAGAAAAAAAAUUAAUGGAUGUUUUACUCUUCAAAGGCUCAAGCCCAGGGUGGUUUAUUUAUUGAUUUUCUUAAAGGCUUUUUAUUUUUACUUAAAAAUAAUAAACUAAUGCACGUGUGCCAUGCAAUUUUUCUUGAAUUUCUGAGUACAAUAAUUAAUUUACUUAUUUCCAUUUGAUCUGUAAUUAAACCAGCUGCAUCUGCAUUAGAGAAUGCUGUGAGAAAAGUGAAAACUAGUUUAUUUAGCUAUGCUUGCUAAAAUAGGCUAUUUGUUUACCAAGGAAUAAUUUUGUAUUUUUGUCUAAAGGUUCUGUCUAAAAACACUUUGGAAUGAAGGUUCAUAUUCUGCUACAAGACAUUCAGCUUUAACAAAUGUUUAACUAGUGCCAUAUCUUUGAUGAAAAUCCUGUAGGUCUGAAAACACAUUGAAAGAUGUCCAAAUGUUGAGUAAUUGGAUGAAUUUUCAUCUAAUAACUAAUUGAAACUUAAUUUAUUGUAAUGUAUUUGUUAUUUUAGCACAUCCCUUGUAAUCAAAAGAUCAUGAAUGAAUGAUACAUUGGUCUGUUUAAAAUAACCGGAUAUGAAAGAAUGGGUUUUGUGAGUAACUGGUGAGUUUAUCUUUGGUGGGAAUGAAGAUCGAUGGUUGUUGCAAAUUAAUGUUGCAGAGAAUAAGCUAUAGAUUGACCCUAGAUUAAAAACCAAUAAAAAGUCUGACCAUCGCCAAAGUAACUACCACAUCAGAGAGACCUUGAGUAAAGACAAAGACCCUACAACCCUAGACAGAGAGCAAGCUCCACAUAUCAACAAGACAAUAUAACCAUCAGCCAAUGGCAGGGCAUUUCACUCAAAACCACUAAGUGGCACAUCAGAGAAAAUGACAGGUAGCCUCCCCUGGAAUAAUCUCUCAAUGCCAAUAUUAAUCAAAUCUAAGACAACAAUUUAUUCAGCUGGGGAGGAGAUGAGAUUAGGUUAUAUCCAUGUUGACCUCCAUGGAGAUAAUCAGGUUUUGAAUCAGCUGAAGACACUCUGAGAAAUGGAUGAGCAUAGAGGGCAAUAGGAACACCAUGA
This is a messenger RNA of Coregonus clupeaformis (lake whitefish), 3537 nucleotides long. RefSeq names its product cyclin-dependent kinase 5 activator 1. Gene Ontology annotation, biological process: brain development; activation of protein kinase activity; positive regulation of cyclin-dependent protein serine/threonine kinase activity. Bases 574 to 1479 code for a protein of 301 amino acids. The record is from RefSeq and is a predicted model, not a curated record. Lineage: Eukaryota; Metazoa; Chordata; Actinopteri; Salmoniformes; Salmonidae. Gene Ontology annotation, cellular component: protein kinase 5 complex; cytoplasm. The transcript has 2 exons. Gene Ontology annotation, molecular function: cyclin-dependent protein serine/threonine kinase activator activity; protein kinase binding.